Messenger RNA from Pocillopora meandrina, 948 nucleotides. The record is from the annotation of a GenBank genome assembly. Lineage: Eukaryota; Metazoa; Cnidaria; Anthozoa; Scleractinia; Pocilloporidae.
AUGGCUACCAACACCCGUAGCAAUACCAGCAUUAACAACAGCAAGGAUAGUUCAGAAGCACCAGCUGCAUCAGAAUGUAUUCCAUGGCUCUUUGUGCUCAUCAUUGAAUGUCUGGCUGUAGUCAUCCUCAAUAUCAUCACCAUUAUUGUAUUUGUGAAGCAGCGCCAGCUACAGCGCCGGAGCACGUACUUGAUCAUCCACUUAGCGAUCGUCGAUCUGUUGGUCGGGGGAGUCUCUGGACCGGUAUAUAUCGCAGGGAAGAAGAUAUCAUGUGAUAAGUGGAGAUAUCAUUCAGUCAUCUCAGUGAUUUCAUUAUUUCAGUUUAUCUCAGUUAUUAAUCUUGCAGCUAUUUCACUUGAACGGCUGCACGCCACAUUUCGCCCAAUACAACACCGUCUUCUCAGCAACUGGCAUUACGUAGUGGUCAUCUUCAUGAUAUGGUUUAUCUCCGUGCUGAUAUCUUCCAUUCCAGUUGUACUACACGAACUGUUCUCAUGGAGUCUUGAGUUACUGAUAUACUAUUACUACAUUUAUUUUUCCAUUCAUAUCUUCUUCGUCCUUGUGAUUUGUGCUUCAUAUAUCUCCAUUUUAACCAAAGUCCGAUGUGGUCCACGCCCACGUCAUGAUGGAGGAUCUAACCGAGAGCAAAGGCUUACAACAACCUUGCUUAUGAUGACAUUGGCGUCGUUACUGACAUGGCUGCCGAGCUUAGUUUUCUUUUUUAUCAAAAGCACACCUUAUUUUAAAGAUUACAUAAAAAUAUCGGUACAUGCUAAGGCUCGACUUGGGUUUGUCCUGACUACCUUAACAAUAGCUAACUCUCUAGUUAAUCCAAUUUUGUACGCCACUCGAAUGGCGGAAUUCAGAACAGUUUUGAGUCAACUCUGCAGAGGAACAGAAAACCAGACAGAAAGUCAAGAUAUUCAGUUAAACAUCAGGAUGCCAUAA